UAAAUGUGUUGAAUGAUUGAGCAGAAAGGGGCCCUGGGCUGGUGGUGCCAGUGUAGCUCAGGCCAGUUCUGCUGUUUGUUUGGUCUCAGCAGCCACGAGCUGGUUUGUGGACCAUUUCCAGGAUGACAUGCUUCUUGUUCUUCUCUUCCAGAGCAGUCCGCUGGUCCAGGCGAGCAACAUGUCAGUGCUUUUAGUCAUGUCCCUGACUCCAGCCCAGAUGCCAUGGAGGAGAUAAGGUAGCCUCCCGUCCCUGGAUCCGAUGGAGAAGCCCAGUUCAAUGGAUACAAAAUACAAGGAUGACUUAUUUCGGAAGUACGUGCAGUUCCAUGAGGGCAAAGUGGACGCCACCCCCAGCAAGCAGCGGCCUAGCGAUGAUGAGUACCUGCGGGUGGCGGCCUCGACCCUGCUCAGCUCACACAAGGUGGAUCCCUUUUAUCGAUUCCGGCUGAUCCAGUUCUAUGAGGUGGUGGAGAGCUCCCUGCGCUCGCUGAGCUCCUCCAGCCUGCGGGCUUUGCACUGCGCCUUCAGUGUGCUCGAAACGAUGGGCGUCAACCUCUUCCUCUACCCGUGGAAGAAGGAAUUCAGAAGCAUCAAGACCUACACGGGCCCCUUCGUUUAUUAUGUCAAGUCAGCAUUACUGGAAGAGGACGUCCAAACUAUCCUGAAUUACAUGGGCUACGUGCCCGAGCUGGGGACUGCGUACAAGCUCAGAGAGCUCGUGGAGACCCUCCAGGUGAAGAUGGUCUCCUUUGAACUCUUUCUGGCCAAGGUGGAGUGUGAGCAGAUGCUGGAAAUCCACUCACACGUCAAGGACAAGGGCUACUCUGAGCUGGACGUGGUGAGCGAGCGCAAGAGCAGCGCAGAGGAUGUGCGCAGCUGCUCGGAUGCCCUGCGGCGGCGGGCCGACGGCCGGGAGCACCUCACAGCCUCCAUGGCCCGUGUGGCACUCCAAAAGUCGGCCAGCGAGCGGGCGGCCAAGGACUACCACAAGCCCCGCGUGACCAAGCCCUCGAGGUCGGUGGACGCCUACGACAGCUACUGGGAGAGCCGGAAGCCGCCCCUGAAGGCCUCGUUGAGCCUGCGGAAGGAGCCGGUGGCAGCAGACUUGGGGGACGACCUCAAGGACGAGAUCAUCCGCCCGUCCCCCUCCCUCCUGGCCAUGUCCAGUUCCCCGCAUGGCAACCUGGAUGACCUUCCAUCCCCCUCCUCCAGCAAUGGCCUUGGCCUGCUGCGUGGCACGUACUUCUCCCCUCAGGAUGACGUGGAUCUGUACACAGACUCGGAACCUAGGACCACGUACCGGAGGCAGGAUGCCCUGCGGCCGGACGUGUGGCUGGUCAGAAAUGAUGCCCACCCCCUGUAUCACAAGCGCUCGCCCCCUGCCAAAGAGUCUGCCCUAUCCAAGUGCCAAAACUGUGGUCUGUCCUGCAGCUCCUCCCUCUGCCAGCGCUGUGACAGCCUGCUCGCCUGUCCCUCGGCCUCCAAGCCCAGCGCUUUCCCCAGCAAGGCGUCCGCCCAUGACAGCCUGGCCCACGGGUCUGCUCUGCGGGAGCGGUAUGCAGGCCAGACUCAGGGCCUCGACCGGCUGCCGCACCUCCACGCAAAAUCCAAGCCCUCCCCCACAGCCACCUCCCGCUGUGGCUUCUGUAACCGCCCAGGCGCCACCAACACUUGCACCCAGUGUUCAAAAGUCUCCUGCGACACCUGCCUCAGCGCCUACCAUUAUGAUCCCUGCUGCAAAAAGGGUGAGCUGCACAAGUUCCUGCCCAACAACCAGCUGAACUUCAAGUCCACCCAGCUCUCCCAUCUCGUGUACAGGUAGACUCGAGCGCGCGCCUCCCGCUACAAGGGCUACACCCCUGACCUGUGUGGUGUCAUGGGGAAGGCGUGUUCAGGCGGUGAUCUCAGAGGCAGAGGCCCGCACUCGGCCGUGGAGCUGCCAGGGCUCGUGGGGCCGGCUGCACCGUGUGGGAGUUCACUUAGCGACUCAUCUUUCAACCGAUGGCUGCUUUGUCGCCUGACAAGGGAGAGGUGGCACUAUCCGUUCAGAUUAAUUUUUGCUAAUCUCUCCACUCCCUCAUCUGUUGUUUUGUUUUUUUUUUAAGAGAAUGUCUGUCUCUGGGACUCUUGCCAUGCUCACCACUCCCGCUGCAAAGCCAACUUGGACGAGGAAGGGCCCUCCAGGUCACCUCCACACGUGCACCUGGAGCGGCGAGCUAGAGGCCUGUUGGCUUGUGAAAUGAGCCCUCCUGCCACACUGGGCCUCUUCCAGCGGCUCAUCCUUUCGCCGCCCCUCCCCAGAUACAAGGAUCCCCAGCUCACUCCCCGCCACGUCACUCCCUUCGGUUCAGAGGUGAACCGAGUCCAGUAUUAGCUGAAUGUCAUCCUGAUGCCACCACAGCUCCGUUCAGCCCGUGGUGUCUGUGCACUUUGCUCCAGCGCCUUGCAGUGUGGACCUUCCGCAGCGGGACUGACUGGUUGCCCCUUUCUGUUGUUUGCACAUGCCCCUCUUACUGUACUGUAAAUAGAUAUUUUUGAGAUUUAUUUUUAAAUAAAUAUUCAACUUGCUGUGUGUUUCAAAGUGGUUAAAACAUUAACUAUGUAGCUGUUUAUAAAAACGCCCGGGUUCUUUAGUCUUCCAAGGGAGGGCCUCAGGCCCUUCCAUGUGUAUCCUCCACUCACCACAGCCCGAGGGUAGAGCGGAGAGUGUGGGGGCAGAGGAGGAGCAGAGACGAUGCCCUGAGUUGGUGGAGAGCCACUGUCUUCCCUACAAUAAAUUUCUACACCUACCUCCAGUGUGCACCUAGGGGGUUAGUGCGGGCCGUGAGGCCUGUGCGCCUGCAGACUGAUAACCUAGUGACGAUUCAGGAACCUCACCGUGCGGAUCCACAGCCUGGUCUUUGCUACUUGCUGAGUGUGAACCUUGCGCUCCAAACUUCUUCUUGAGUCUCAUUUCAGAAGGAAAGGCAUUUGGGAUUCCCACCACCCCUCCACCUCGGUCCUCUUCUCUUCACCUGUUUCCAGGACUCUGCAGCAUUUGCGAUCCUUUUGCACUAAGAGUGGGCAGGAGUCAGCGUGUGCCCAUCAGACGUGUCUCCUGAGAUCAGCUGAGCCUAAGCUUCCAGACCUGAAGGCCCCUUCAACUCCUCAUGUGAAUUACUGACCCCUGGAUUUUCCUUUUGGGGUGCAGAGCAGGAGUGGGGCAAGAGUUUGAAAAUAAAACCACUUCCUUGUGAACUAAUAUAUUUUAGCCAUAAGUGUUUGUGAUGUAUAGAAUGUCAUAGGAAUUUACAUGCAAUGGGUUUUCCCUGGUAGAAGGAGGUAUUCAGCUCUUGAGCAAAUUUAAAUCUGGCUGAGUCCUGAGGCUACUGAAUUUGCUGAUGUCCUUCCAACUCAGUUGAGUGAUUUUAAGGUUUUCAAAAUCUGUGGCUCUUUUUUUAUAUAUCUAGAUCACAUGUAGAUAUUCAAUGUGUAUAUACAGCUGAAUUUCAACCAACUUUAUUACUAAGAGCAGCCCAUUCUGGGGCAUUCAUCUUUGAUGUUCUUCCUUUUCACAUGUCAGAAGUGUCGAUGGCUGUCCCACUCCCGAGAGCUCUAGUUUUUCUAGUUUUCCAUUUCCAGAUCGUUCCAGCACUACAGUAACUCUUAACCACCUGUGAUGCCACGUGACUUACACAGCAGAGAAAAGCAGGAACCACUCACUUGUGCUGGGAGAGAAAGUCCAGUGUACGUUUCCUCACGGAAGAACUGUGUCCGUGCACUGGAAUGGGAAAUGCUAUGACCGUGCUUCUUGGUGUGUAUCUUACCGUAUGAGGUUGCUGUGAUUGAGAUAAAUAUAUGCUAAUUUAAAAAUGCAGAUGUUUUGCAUUUGAUUUCUACCAAGAGUUGAAAUGUUGAGAGAUGAUUUAAAAGAAAAUAAAGUGUCUUCCAUUGUUAAA
Molecule: messenger RNA, 3938 nt
Organism: Ceratotherium simum simum (southern white rhinoceros)
Lineage: Eukaryota; Metazoa; Chordata; Mammalia; Perissodactyla; Rhinocerotidae
Source: RefSeq, a predicted model, not a curated record